Messenger RNA from Medicago truncatula (barrel medic), 2257 nucleotides. Its product is annotated as acetolactate synthase 3, chloroplastic. Bases 72 to 2039 code for a protein of 655 amino acids. The record is from RefSeq and is a predicted model, not a curated record. The transcript has a single exon. Gene Ontology annotation, cellular component: acetolactate synthase complex. Gene Ontology annotation, biological process: L-valine biosynthetic process. Lineage: Eukaryota; Viridiplantae; Streptophyta; Magnoliopsida; Fabales; Fabaceae. Gene Ontology annotation, molecular function: acetolactate synthase activity; thiamine pyrophosphate binding; magnesium ion binding.
CAGACAAUAUAAACAACAGAAACUUUUUAGGGCCUGCAUUUUGAAACCGUGUGUCUCAUCUCAACAAAAACAUGGCAGCCACUGCUGCAAAAGCCGCGUUCACAACCACCAUCUCUUCCUCUUCACCACAAUCACUUCCAAACCAAAACCACGUUUUCAGAAUCACUUACCCAUUUUCCACUUACCCAAACACUCCCUUCAAACUCAACCACCGCUCUCUCAAAAUCUCCGCUUCCGUCUCCAACCCUACUCAAAAAACCACUCCCAUCCCCUCACCCGAACAAUUCAUUUCCCGAUUUGCCCCUAACGAACCUCGAAAAGGCGCCGACAUCCUCGUCGAAUCACUCGAACGUCAGGGAGUUACAAAUGUCUUCGCUUACCCCGGCGGCGCUUCAAUGGAGAUUCAUCAAGCACUCACGCGCUCCACCGCCAUUCGUAACGUCCUCCCUCGUCACGAACAAGGUGGAAUCUUCGCUGCCGAGGGUUACGCUCGUUCCUCUGGUCUACCUGGUGUCUGCAUCGCCACUUCCGGCCCUGGUGCCACUAAUCUUGUCAGUGGACUUGCUGAUGCUAUGCUUGACAGUGUUCCGCUUAUUGCUAUCACCGGUCAGGUUCCCCGGAGAAUGAUUGGUACUGAUGCUUUUCAAGAAACUCCGAUUGUUGAGGUAACUAGAUCAAUCACCAAGCAUAACUAUCUUGUUCUUGAUGUUGAUGAUAUACCUAGAAUAGUGAAAGAAGCGUUUUUAUUAGCUUCUAGUGGUAGACCUGGACCUGUUUUGAUUGAUAUACCUAAGGAUAUUCAGCAACAGGUUUCCCUUCCGAAUUGGGAUCAACCUAUUAGGUUAACUGGGUAUAUGAAUAGGUUACCCAAGGCGCCGGAUGAGGCACAUUUGGAACAGAUUGUGAGGUUGUUAUUGGAGUCUAAGAAACCUGUUUUGUAUGUUGGUGGUGGUAGUUUGAAUUGUAGUGAGGAAUUGAGGCGUUUUGUUGAGUUAACUGGUGUUCCUGUUGCUAGUACUUUGAUGGGGUUGGGUUCAUAUCCUAGUUUGGAUGAGAAUUCGUUGCAGAUGCUUGGGAUGCAUGGGACAGUUUAUGCUAAUUAUGCGGUUGAUAAGAGUGAUCUUUUGCUUGCGUUUGGGGUUAGGUUUGAUGAUCGGGUUACUGGGAAGCUUGAGGCUUUUGCGAGCCGGGCGAAGAUUGUUCAUAUUGAUAUUGAUGCUGCUGAGAUUGGGAAGAAUAAGCAGCCUCAUGUGUCGGUUUGUGGGGAUCUGAAGUUGGCUUUGAAGGGGAUUAAUCAGAUUUUGGAGAGUAAUGGGAUAGAGCGUAAGCUUGAUUUUGGAGGUUGGAGAGAAGAACUGAAUGAUCAGAAAGUUAGGUUUCCGAUGAGUUAUAAGACGUUUGAUGAAGCUAUUCCUCCACAGUAUGCUAUACAGGUUCUUGACGAGCUUACCAAUGGGGAGGCUAUCAUAAGUACUGGUGUUGGACAACAUCAGAUGUGGGCUGCUCAGUUUUAUAGGUACAAGAGACCAAGGCAGUGGUUGACAUCUGCUGGUCUUGGCGCUAUGGGAUUUGGAUUGCCGGCUGCCAUGGGAGCUGCUGUUGCCAAUCCCGACGCUAUUGUGGUUGACAUCGAUGGUGAUGGAAGUUUUAUGAUGAAUGUUCAGGAAUUGGCUACUAUCAAGGUGGAGAAUCUCCCUGUUAAGAUAUUGUUGUUGAAUAAUCAACACUUGGGUAUGGUUGUCCAGUGGGAGGAUCGGUUCUAUAAAGCCAAUAGAGCUCACACCUACCUGGGAGACCCGGCCAAUGAGAAAGAAAUAUUCCCCAAUAUGUUGAAAUUUGCAGGUGCUUGUGGUAUACCAGCAGCUCGUGUGACAAAGAGGGCAGACCUUAGAGCAGCGAUUCAGAAAAUGUUAGAUACCCCUGGCCCCUACCUGCUUGAUGUUAUUGUACCGCAUCAGGAGCAUGUGUUGCCAAUGAUUCCUGCUAAUGGAUCCUUUGAGGAUGUCAUAACCGAGGGCGAUGGCAGGAUAAGUUACUGAUUUCCCAAGCUAGGUUCAUCUUGAUACUAGUUUUGUAUAAUAGUAAGCCAUAAUGUUAUAAUUUUUAUUUUAGUGUUCGUAAUAAGACAAAUAAGACAAACUUAUUUGUUUCUCUACAAUUUCCAUUUCCCUUAUAAAUAUUCCAUACUGUUUUGUUCAAAAAAAAUAAAAUUCCAUACUGUUCUUAUAAGUUAUAGCUGAUGUUUUAAUUGGUAUUA